UCUCACAUCCCAGAGUCAACUGUUCAUGGUGUCGGUUUAGCUGUCUUGGGGUCUAUCUUCCUCGGAUGCUUCAUCGUAUAGCCCCGACGUCCGUCGCUAAUGAUCCUUCAGAUUCUGUGCCAUAGGACUGGAAGUUCUGUCCACAUCGGCGCGGUGGAAUGACGGUUCUCUCAUCCAGACCAGAACUUUACCCCUGAAGAGUCGCGUUGACGCUGCGCGACUUGAUGGCUGGUUCGAAAAUGGAUAGGAAGGACCUGCACGUUCUGACAAGGAAGCGGAUACACCGGGGAAACAGCAAUCCCUUCAACCAAACAUGGCCUUGUUCGUUGGCGCCGUGAGGUCUCAAGAGCCUGGGGAUUCUUAAGCCUGCUGACUUAUCAAGAGCCCUCUCUCUCCUAGUUUGCUUGUGCUGUCAUGGAGACAGGGACUUACCAUGUCCAUGUUGAGAACAACCCACGUUCCCGUUCUGCCAUGGGAUAUCACGGUCACGUGCUUUGCUUCAAGGUAAGUUGAGCAGUCCAGAGUCUUACUUGUUCGCUGGCUCCCAACAUGCCCUUUAUAUGACGCAGCCGUCUGCCGUCUACGGCACAUUCUCAUCUCUAGAGAUACAUGUGCAUCAGAACAGAAAUAGGGCUUGCGCCUACAAGGCAUCGGGUUUUAAGACCGCUCCUUCGGCAUGUCACAUGGCACGUACCACAGGUACGGAGAACAAGCUGUCAGUGACAGAACGACAGUUACAUGUGCCUCACCUGAGUGGCGUAUCGACCUCUCACAUCUGUCACUGUCGCCUCAUUGGUGCUUUUGGGGUAUUGUUCCUGCUAUUCACAACUUGAAUUGGGGGACAUAAAGCGCGUGAAUUACGGUGUCGUUUCUUUGUGCUCUUACACAAUCUCUCACUCAACGUGCCUCGAUCUGGGGCCUUGCCUCCAAUCCUACUUUUCGAGGUCAUUCAAAUUUCCCUUCCACCAUACAGCCAUUGUGUUUUGUGGUUGUAGUGGUUGAGGCAACUUUCCGCUUCGAGACUCCUCAUCUUCUCAGUCAUUCUUGACCUUCGCAAGCUGGAAGAUUUAGACUCUUCUCACUCCCUCACCUCUCUUGUUUGUCACAGAGAGCAGACAUCCUUCUCUUCUCUUGUCAACAUGGCACUCAGCUCUGCUUCCCAGACGGAUGGAAUCAACACUGGUCAUUGGACACCGAUUUCCACCUUGUCCCGUCCUGCAAACGUUCCCUCUCCUGAAGCGAGCAUGUCGACUUCGAAGACGAUUGUUUCUCAAGAGGUGCAAGUCAAGAGUGUCAAUGGCACGAAGUUGCAUGGUCAAAUUUAUCACCAAAAGCCCGCGGAAACACGUGCUCUUCACUCCGUGAUCGCAUUUCGGCCUCAAGUUGCAAUCAUUCAAGCUUCCAACAUCGAAUAUCCAAAAAAUCACUUACUCGGCAUUCCGCAAGAAGUUCGCGACACCAUUAUAGGCCUUGUUCAUCCGACCAAGCAGACAGUUGGUGCUCCGCCUUCGACUAGCUGCGAAAUAUUUCAUUUCGUCUGCCGCCAGACGUAUCAUGAAUCAACCAGUCGCUUCAGCACCCAAGCUACUGUACUGGUACCAUCCAAUCGUGUGGAAGAAUUCCUCAAGAGAUCGCUAAACAUCCGCACACUCAGAAGCAAUGCUUACCAGAGCGUCAAGAGCCUCUUCGUCGAAAUUCCCCACAACAGUAACACUAAUGUUUUCCUUCAGAUGGGCGAAGUGCUGAGACGUUCGGUUCAACUUGAAGAGCUGCAACUGUUCGGGGUUGGAGCAGAUGGCUAUGGAGUCAAGACGAGUUCUGCUGCUCACCCUUGUGGUAAACAUGAUAUUUCGAUCAUGCCACUAGUUCGCAAGCUAUCCAUUGACGGUCAGCAGUAUAUACGUCGCCUAGCUCUGGCCAACAGCAUUCCAUUCCUGGACAAGCUGCGAAUUCUUGUUCUGGAUAACCUCAACUUUCCUUUGCUUCAAUCGCAUGUAUUCAGGAACAAACCACUGCUCGAAAAGUUGCACAUUGCAGCAGACCCGCGGACCGUUAUGCAUGCAGAGUACAAGGCUGGGUGGAACCACACAGUUGGCGGUCUCAUCUUCCUGACACACGACGAAGCACCUCCUGUCAAAGAACUACGUGUCGAUUCCAAUUCCAUUUUUACUGCAAGUCAAAUCGUCUUGAAAGUGGCUGGGACUCUGGAAAGACUCGAAUUGGUGAUCCCCGAUAUGUCAUUCCAAGUGCAUACUACGAACCGUAUCAACUUCUUCUCGGAGGCCACCACGCUUCUUCAUAGACUCCACCUUGACGCCAGACGAUUACGCGAACUCAAAAUCUGUGUUCAUGGCGCCAUCUCGGAAGACAGCUAUCACUACGCAAACUUCAUGGGAGCUCUCAAGGAUUGUGUCUCACGCAUGAAGUCUCUCCAACUCAUUGAGCUUCAUGUCCAGUCUCAGUCGCCAUGGUUUGCUCGAGAAUUCAUCGAGGCAGUACCUCCCUCCGCCACUCGACUCUACCUCACCGACCUGUUCAUUGAGAGAGAUGUGGGUGAUCUCACGGGCUUCGUUGGUGAGAAAACAAACACGCCGUUGCUGUAUUGGAACGAAAUCAAUGAUGCUUACGCCAUUGGCGAGGAUCUUCGGAGAAACGAUUACAUCAGAUUCAGUAACAACCAACUGGCGUUUGUGGGGUACGAGUACGAUCUUCUGGUGGGGCAGAGUGCUGCGGACGUGCAAUCCAAGGCUAUGGCCAAAUUUCUGAAGCUCAAUGGCAGACUGUUGGAUAAAGAGCGAAACCGACACCUGGCCCCACUGGCAGGUAGACACAUACUAUUCAAACAGGGCGGCACUGGAAGAUAUGCAGAUACCGCCGAAACCCGCUCACAAGCAAAAGUCGAGAAGUAUCGCAAAGUGCUGGACAAGUGCGGCUUACAUGACAACGAAUACUUUGGGUGUGAAGACGUGGCAGAAGCGGUCUUUCAGAACGAGCCUGCGGCUACAGGUGGCCACUAUAGCUAUCCGAUGGUUUUGGAGGUUGAGGAUGAGUUCAAGUUUUCCAACCACUGGCUGAGCAAGUGAAGGAUCACAGGCAACAUCAUUGGAAAAAAGACUAUUUGAGCCAAAUGAAAACAGCACCGGAGCUUGACUUGGGGAUGGGAUACCGACAAACAAUGCGCAUUCGGGCUUAUGGGAUGUGCUGAUCCACGGACAUAUUUCACGGCGGUUGGGAGUUCAGGGUCCCCUCCACGACGGGCAAAGACAGAGUAUGAGGGUGAAUGGUCUCAGACACGAGUCGAACAGACGGCAUAUCAGAAAUCAAAACUUGAUAGACGGAAAACGAGAGAGCUGAAAAGGCGUAGAGAUUCCAAU
Molecule: messenger RNA, 3374 nt
Organism: Cladophialophora immunda
Lineage: Eukaryota; Fungi; Ascomycota; Eurotiomycetes; Chaetothyriales; Herpotrichiellaceae
Exons: 2
Coding region: 1140-3083 (647 amino acids)
Source: RefSeq, a predicted model, not a curated record